AUAUAUUGUAUUUUUUUUGGUGUGAAGUUGUAUUAAUAUCCAUUUUUACCCAGCUUAUUGAGCUAGCUUCACUCCUUACUAAUCUCAAUUUAAUAAUUUUGUUAAGUCUAAGUGCAAAUAAGACUGCUAAUUGUGUUGUUGGUAGUUAUUUGCUUCUCUUCGGUUUCCAUAUUCAGUAAGACUAUAUCUUCUCUGCUAACACCAUCUAUGGAAGUUUUUGGUUCUUGAAGUUUCUCUUACUGGUUUCAUCAGGUGAAAGUUUGUCAUCUGGGAGUGGAAGCUGUGAAUCCAGAAAGCAUAUACCGAGAGCUUAGUGUGGAUUCGAAAAGCCCUAUGUACAGGGGCGGAGCUAUAUGGUUGGACCAAACUUUAUUAAUUUCUUGACCUCAUGAAUUGGACAUUGAAUUGGGAAGAAAGGGUCACAAAGUACAAGAUGUCUGCAGGUUCUUGCUCUUAUGAAAUUCGUAUUGAUUUGGGAGAUUCAAAUGAUGAUUUUCUUAAAAUAAUUACAACGAACACAUCAACAACAGACGGAGAAAAGAUGCAUUAUGAUAAGAUAGGAUGGCUUCCACAAAUUUUGCAAAGAGAUUAUAAAUAUUUAUUUGAGUGUUGUUAUCCAAAAGAGUUUCCAAUUGGUCCUAUAUUUUAUUAUUUGUAUGAGGCCAAGGUUAACCGACACAUGCAACUUAGAGAUGAAUUGAAUGUGUGGGAAAUAAUGUUCAAUGAUAAAUGGUGCCUCAAGCUGUUAUUGGCAAAUGAUUUCAUCAAAUCAUUUAGCAAGGACAAGAAAGGGACUGAGUUACUAUCAAAAAUCAAGAACAGCAUUGACAACAACAACUUGAAAGAGAGUAUAUUUAACAAUGUUUAUGAUCCCCCAGAUAAAUGGGUGAGAAUAAUCAAAUUUAGUGAUGAUUCCUUGGCCAAGUUACUUUUGUUGGAUGGAUGUGCAGUUCUACACUUCAUACACAACUAUGUUCAUAGUGAAGUAACAAAGUUUGGUAUUGAUAAUUUGCAAGCAACAUUGAUUCAAGAGGACUUAUUCUUGCUUCAAAACCAAAUCCCAUUUGAAGUAAUCAAACUGAUUUUGAAAUCGAUUGAGGAAGAUUUGGCUACAAAAUUGAAAGUUGACAUUCUCAAUUUCCUUCACAUCAAUGAUCUCAAGACAAAGGAGCCAGUAAGACAGGAGUACAGUAAGGAACAAUGUGAUAAAAUUCUUAUUCAUAAUAAACAUCAUAAUGCUCAUCUUCUUCAACUUCUCUACUUCUUUAUCAAAUCUGAUGAGAGUAUUAUCACACCUCCCAACAAAUCAUUCACCAAACUUACAAUCACUACCUUUAAAUAUUUGUUGGUGUGUUGUUUGAUGCCUUUGAUAUGCAUAUUACUCCCAUUUUCGGAUUCUUUUAAGCUUCGUUUCAAGCCUUAUUCAGAUGCUUUUAUGUGUCGUAUUAGGAAUCUGUUUGGUCAGAAAACAAAUAUUGUCAAUAACAAAAGGUACUUUCGCAAUGUAAGAGAGCUUAAAUCAGCUGGAAUAGAUUUUAAGCCAAGUGUCCAAUCCAUACCUUUUGGUAAAUCCAUAUCUUUCAAGAAUGGAAAGUUUAACAUAAAAGGGCAUCUUAAGCUUCCUCAAAUUACAGUGGAUAAAUAUACAAAGAGUAAGCUUAUGAAUUUGGUGGCCUAUGAGAUGUGUCUUCCUCCCGAAGAGUAUCCAAUAGCUUCUUUUGUUAAAUUUAUGGACUUUCUUAUUGAUGGAGAAGAAGAUGUUAAGGAACUAAGGAAGUCAAGUGUACUUAGACACAGACUCAGUUGUGAUGCAGAUGUGGCCAAACUAUUCAAUGAUAUGGGAUCAAAAUGCCAUGACCAUUCGAAAGACUUUUAUUGUGAUGUGAAGGAGGGUAUAGAAAUUCAUUGUAAGAGAUGUCAUGCGAGUUGGAUAGCUCAACUUAGUGAGAGAUAUUUCAGUAGUCCAUGGCCCAUUAUUGCUGUUUUGGCUGCUACAAUCGGUCUUUUGAUGACUGGUGCUCAAACUUGGUAUGCUAUGAAUCCUAAGAGUUAAGUAAUAAGGGAUUCAAAAACCAUAAUUAUGCUUAUUUAUGCCUCUAUAGCUAGUUGGUUGUUGUGGCCUUUGGACUUUGUUAUGUGUUUCUUCAAAUUUAUUACUUUGUGUUUGUAUUAUGGAAACUUGAUGUAUAUCAUGAAUGACAUCAUAUGUUAUUAUUAUU
Messenger RNA from Cannabis sativa, 2219 nucleotides. RefSeq names its product putative UPF0481 protein At3g02645. The coding region runs from base 389 to 2053 and encodes 554 amino acids. The record is from RefSeq and is a predicted model, not a curated record. NCBI's taxonomy places the organism in Eukaryota, Viridiplantae, Streptophyta, Magnoliopsida, Rosales, Cannabaceae. The transcript is spliced from 4 exons.